GUUUCCGCAACAAAGGCGCUCAGACAACAAAAGGCGCUCGGCCGAGAUGCAGCACAACGUGUCCCUCCUCGAUGUGCUGGAGGCAACCCGCGCUCACCCGGCGCACCAGUACCUUGCCAAUGCAUCGCCCAAUUCGUGGCUGCUUGAUGCCAGUCCAAUGAGCGUUGCCUCUGCUGCUGGCGACGCAAUGCAGUGGAGCAGCAUUGCUCGCCUCUCAAGCAGCACCAGCGCCCAACAGCAGUGGCGGCUCGACGGAUCUGUCAUGGCCAUCGACGAGACUGACGAGGACGACGACGAGGAGGACGACGAUGAUGAUCAUGAUGGAGCUGGCCGUAACAAGACGACCACUGCUGCUGGCGCUGGGAGCACGCCGCAGUACUACUCGAGCUCAAGCAAGCCGCUCAAUGCAUCGCCAGCGCGGCUGAUGGGCAGUGCCAUGCGACCGCCGCUGUCCUCGUCCAAGGCCUUUUCCUCGGGACUCUCUUCAAGUCGAUCGGCAUACGACUACGCGACACACAAUUUCCCAUGGACGCAGGGCAAUCGUGCUCAGAGCGCUCUUGUUUCACAACCGCUUGCCUUCACGCCUGCUGCUGCUGCUCCUGCUCCUGCCACUGGGGGUGCACGUACCGCAAUAGCAACAGAUCAAGAGUAUGGCGCCGCUGUUUCGACUGCGCAAUGGAAUGCCCAGCCAUUGUCUCCCCGAAAUCCAGCGCGUUUGUCCUCGUCUUCACGCUUGCAUCCACGUCGAACAGAAGUCCGAGUCAGUCGCGAGGGAGUAACACCGUAUGCCCGCUCUAUGGCCAGUCCCGCAAGCAACCGUGACGAAAUCCAGAUUGUCUCGCAAACAUUACCAACGGCUCAAAACGUACCGGCUUCCAGCAUCCUGGAACAGGCGAAGGAGUGCUUGAGUCGUGCCACCAACGGAGUUCAAUUGCAAGCAAGCUCCACGACAAAGCGGACCCUAUCUAGUAUUCUCAGCAGCAUGGCGACGUCCUUGAAAGCGGAGCAACUGCUAGCUGCUGCUCACUUGCUCGUCGAAAAGGCGAAACGCCAACAUAGCGCCAUAUCACGGAAUGUGGAGCUGCCGGUCGACUCGUUCGUGCAAACCCGCAAGCUGGUGCAAAGGGAUCAAGCACUCGAGGCUCAGCUUCACGCCAAGAUGUACGGACCUGCAGUUGAGGUGGUUGAGGAUAUUUCAGGAGAUGCACUCCAAAAGGUGCGAGCUGCUUUCGGCCCUGGCCAUCCCACUGAAGUGCUAGUAUCUGCCGGCGCCAUUCAACUAACACGAAAAGACUUUUCCACAUUGACGGACCAAGCCUGGCUCAACGAUGAAAUUGUGAAUGCGUACAUGGAUUUGAUGAACAAGCGAAGUACCAAUGCGGCACAAGACAGCACAUCUCGCGUGCCAAAGGUGCACGCCUUCAGCUCGUUCUUUUAUCCCCAGUUGCUGGCCAAGGGCUACCCUGGCGUCCGUCGAUGGACGCGCAAUGUCGACUUGUUCAGCAAGGACUUUAUUGUGGUACCAGUGCAUCUAGAUGUGCACUGGUGUUUGGCCGUGUUCGACAUGAAGCGCCAGGUUCUUGAUUACUACGACUCGAUGGGCGGCAUCAAUUCGUCGGGCACCGCCGCGUUGGUUGCUUAUUUGCAUCAAGAGUCGCUUGACAAGCGUCAGCAGGCGCUUCCUGCCGAUGUUUGGGUUUCUACUCACCAGGAGAAUAUUCCCGAGCAGCGCAAUGGAUAUGACUGUGGCGUCUUUAUGUGCCAAUUCGCCGAGCGCGUCACGCGAAGUGCUGCGCUGGACUUUUCGCAGUCAGACAUGCAAUCCUUCCGCCGUCGGAUGGCCUUUGAGCUGCUCGAGAUGCGGCUUCUCAAGUAAUAACAACACCGACAAGUAUGAGUGGUUGUUAUUAUUAUUUUUUUUUUGUACUGGGACAAUGUGAUAAUAAACAGUGCGAUGGAUGGA
Capsaspora owczarzaki ATCC 30864 is the source of this 1963-nucleotide messenger RNA. Its product is annotated as sentrin/SUMO-specific protease 15. The record is from RefSeq and is a predicted model, not a curated record. Gene Ontology annotation, cellular component: nucleus. Gene Ontology annotation, molecular function: deSUMOylase activity. Gene Ontology annotation, biological process: protein desumoylation. The transcript has 5 exons. Lineage: Eukaryota; Filasterea; Ministeriida; Capsasporidae. Bases 47 to 1876 code for a protein of 609 amino acids.